Tremella mesenterica DSM 1558 is the source of this 654-nucleotide messenger RNA. RefSeq lists its product as uncharacterized. The transcript is spliced from 5 exons. NCBI's taxonomy places the organism in Eukaryota, Fungi, Basidiomycota, Tremellomycetes, Tremellales, Tremellaceae. Gene Ontology annotation, cellular component: cytosol. Gene Ontology annotation, molecular function: zinc ion binding; cytidine deaminase activity. The coding region runs from base 58 to 543 and encodes 161 amino acids. The record is from RefSeq and is a predicted model, not a curated record.
CUAUAUUAUCCUGCUCUGCAUACAUCUGCUCUAUAUACAUCUCUGAAGGACCGUAAAAUGACUGAUCUUGAUCCAGAGAUACUUCAUAAACUCAUUCAAGCAGCCUUCGAAGGACGAGAUCAAGCGUAUGCUCCUUAUUCUCAUUUCCGAGUGGGAGCAGCACUACUAACACGAGACGGAAUGAUGAUCAACGGAUGUAAUGUCGAGAAUGCUUCUUAUGGCGGAGCGAUAUGUGCAGAGAGAACAGCUGUGGUGAAGGGUGUAUCAUCUGGUCACAGAGACUUUGUAGCUUGCGUAGUAGCCUCUGACGUCCCCUCGCCUUCGAUAUCUCCUUGUGGUAUAUGUCGUCAAGUGCUGCGUGAAUUCCUCCCAUUAUCCGCCCCGAUCUACAUGAUAUCCUCAACCUACCCUUACAAUUCACCAACACUGCCAUCAUACCUCGGCAAAGAUAACGUGGAGGAAAGGCAAAUGAUUGUGAAAAUGACGCUGGAAGAAUUGUUGCCCAUGAGCUUUGGUCCGGAUCAAUUACCACAAUCAGGUUGAUUAGGCCCCGGUGUAUAGUUAGUGCUGUCUAAGCCCACAUGGUAGCCAUCAGUCGCAGUACAUCAUAGAUUGUCACAACCGAUAGAGAGAGAUGCAAUGUGCAUGAUACGC